Molecule: messenger RNA, 774 nt
Organism: Auxenochlorella protothecoides
Lineage: Eukaryota; Viridiplantae; Chlorophyta; Trebouxiophyceae; Chlorellales; Chlorellaceae
Product: Gamma-glutamyltranspeptidase 1
Exons: 5
Coding region: 1-774 (257 amino acids)
Biological process (GO): glutathione catabolic process
Cellular component (GO): plasma membrane
Molecular function (GO): glutathione gamma-glutamate hydrolase
Source: RefSeq, a predicted model, not a curated record
AUGGACUCCAACGCACAGUCGGCGCUCACCUUCACACUCCCCCCCUGGGGCGAUGGCAUGCCGUGCAGGGAUCUCAUCAGGGAUGACGGCGUGCUGAACCUCACCGAGUAUGGGGGCCGCUGGAACGUCACCGCGGGAGCGCAUGGCCUGGAUGCCGGGACGUCCCACCUCUCAGUCGUGGACGACUCUGGAAUGGCCGUCAGCCUGACCACCACAAUAAACACCGGGUUUGGAUCAAAGAUCCUGUCCCCCUCCACGGGCAUCCUGCUGAACAACCAGAUGGCCGACUUCUCUACACCCGGGCAGCUCAACGUGUUUGGCUACCCCCCAUCUCCGAGCAACUUCAUCAGGCCAGGGAAGAAGCCCUUCAGUUCCAUGAGCCCCCUCAUCGUGGAGCAGGAUGGCAAGCUGCGCGUGUGCGUGGGGGGUAGCGGCGGUCCGCGCAUCAUCUCUGCGGUCCUGCAGACCGUGCUCAGGCUCAUAGCCUAUGGCGAACCCGCGUUUGAUGCGGUGGCCAAUCCGCGUCUCCACCACCAGCUGGUGCCCUCCAUUCUUUACGCUGAGAAUUGGAGUGUGGGCGGCAUCAGCUUCAAUUACAGCACACCCCUGCUGGAGGACCUGGCUGCGCAUGGCCACGACGUCCAGCUCACCAACUGGGGCGCCGUGGUACAGGCUGUGGUGGUGGACCCCGUGAUCGGGGUGGGUCAGAGUACCACGCCCACCCUGCAUGGUGUGAGCGAUCCGCGCAAGGAUGGUGCACCGUCAGGCUGGUGA